Molecule: messenger RNA, 1012 nt
Organism: Cynara cardunculus var. scolymus (artichoke)
Lineage: Eukaryota; Viridiplantae; Streptophyta; Magnoliopsida; Asterales; Asteraceae
Product: protein FLX-like 3
Exons: 4
Coding region: 87-863 (258 amino acids)
Source: RefSeq, a predicted model, not a curated record
GUAGGGUUUCUUUGGGUGAGUUCUCCAUCCCUCCUUCAAAUCCUUCGAGUUUUUUCAAGAUUUUGUAGGUAUCCCAGAUUAUCCGAAUGUCUGGAAGGAAUCGUAUGCCUCGAGGUCCCCGUGAUGGCCCAAUGCCUGUUGUGCACCGAGGACCCGGGCCCCUCCCUCCUCACCCUGCCGCUCUUGAAGAGGAACUUGAACUCCAACAUCGAGAUAUACAACGGAUUGUGGCUGAAAAUGGACAUGUGGUUGAAGAAAAUGUUAUUCUUCAGAGGGAAUUGACUGCGAUCAAAGACGAGAUUCAUAGACUCGCUCAAAUCAUUCCCAAAUUACAUGCCGACAAAGAAGCAAGGGCCCGGGAUUUAAUUGACCGAGGAAUGAAGCUUGAGGCUGAGCUUCGUGAGACCGAACCUCUGAGGGUGGAUGUGGGUCAGUUAAGAGCUGAAGCUCAGAAACUGAACUCAGUGAGGCAAGAAUUAUCGAAUCAAGUUCAGAAUCUCACCAAGGAUACCAGUAGAUUGAAGGCUGAAAAUGAGCAGGUGGUGGCUGUUAAGGCUGAUAUUGAUGGAAUGAGGAAAGACCUUGGGGAGAUGAGGAGAGAUUAUGAAAUGAUGAAGAAAGCGAAUGAGGAACACAUGAUUCAGAAGGAAGCAAUGGAAAAGAAUCUUAUUUCAAUGGCUCGUGAAAUAGAGAAGCUUCGAGGGGAGCAAAUGAGAACACGUGGCCUUGGUGGUGGGGGAUAUGGAAUGUUAAAUGGAAGCCCUGAUAUGAGGUAUCCAGGUAGUGGAUAUGGUGAUGUAUACGGUGGUGGUGGUGGUGGUUGGGGAUCUUACGACCACCACCGAGGACCUCCACGCCAUUAACAUCCUCUGCUCGGACAUAGGGGUGUAAAAGUAUCUCCUUUGGGUUAAGCUGAUGUGUGUAAAGAUGGGAUCUUUAUGUAUGUUUCUGUUUGCUGUAAAAGCAUCUUGGCUUCACAUCUCAUGUUAUAUGAUGAGUUUUCUUUCUGCUA